ACAGACAGACACACGCGUCCUGUGAUCCUGUGAGAAGUGCUGUUUCUUUAUCAAUUGCGGGGGGUCCAAUAUAGGACCGGGAAAAUACUAUGGGUCAGAGAAGAGAAUAUAAAAAUGGAAACAGACUUGAGGUCGUGUGUGUAAGGCGGCAUUAAUCCUAUGUAAUAUUUUAUUAAAGCACUUCUGUUGAGUCCAGCUCAUGCAUAUUAACAGUCAUUUUAAAAAUCAGUGCGGUAGUACAUGACGCGCUGAUUGACAAUCAGUUAAAGUAUGAAAAUUCGGUUCAAUUUAUUUUUAUAUAGCGCCUUUCAUAACACAGCCGCACCAUGGUGCUUGGCAAGAAUGUGUGACAAUCCAUUACUACAUGGUGUAUACGAAAUGAUGCAUGAGACGGAGAAAUGUGGCGAGAGAACGUGAGGAUGCCAGAAGCAGGAGCAACACUCGGAUAGGAGCGUUUUCAGUCGGCGAGCAUCAGCUCACGGGACACAAGGUCGCAGUGAAAAUCCUCAACCGGCAGAAGAUCCGCAGCCUCGAUGUGGUCGGAAAGAUCAAGCGGGAGAUUCAGAACCUCAAGCUGUUCCGGCACCCACACAUCAUCAAGCUGUACCAGGUGAUCAGCACGCCUACAGACUUCUUCAUGGUGAUGGAGUAUGUUUCAGGAGGAGAGCUCUUUGACUAUAUCUGUAAGCAUGGAAAGGUGGAGGACCCCGAGGCAAGGCGUCUCUUCCAGCAGAUCAUCUCCGCUGUGGAUUACUGCCACCGGCACAUGGUCGUCCACCGUGACCUGAAACCCGAGAACGUGCUGCUGGACGGCAGCAUGAAUGCCAAGAUCGCUGACUUUGGGCUCUCAAAUAUGAUGUCUGAUGGAGAGUUCCUCAGGACGAGCUGUGGAUCCCCCAACUAUGCAGCUCCUGAGGUCAUCUCUGGCAGGCUGUAUGCAGGUCCCGAGGUGGAUAUCUGGAGCUGCGGGGUGAUCCUGUACGCCCUGUUAUGUGGGACCCUGCCCUUUGACGACGAGCACGUGCCAACCUUGUUUAAGAAGAUUCGAGGAGGGGUUUUCUACAUGCCCGAGUACCUCAACCGCUCUGUGGCCAGCCUGCUGAUGCUGAUGCUGCAGGUGGAUCCUCUGAAGAGAGCCACUAUAAAAGACAUCAGAGAGCACGAGUGGUUCAAGCAGGAUCUGCCUGGCUACCUGUUCCCCGAGGACCCUUCUUACGAUGCCAAUGUGAUCGACGAGGAGGCGGUGCGGGAGGUCUGCGAGAAGUUUGAGAGCACAGAGUCCGAGGUUAUGAGUAGCCUGUACAGCGGCGACCCACAGGACCAGCUGGCCGUGGCGUACCACCUGAUCAUCGACAACCGCCGCAUCAUGAACCAGGCCAGUGAGUUCUACCUGGCCUCCAGCCCACCGACCGGCUCUUUCAUGGAGGAAGGCAUGCCCCUGCCCCCAGGGGUCAAGCCCCAUCCUGAGCGCAUGCCGCCACUGCUGGCAGACAGUCCCAAGGCCCGCUGCCCUCUGGACGCUCUGAACACCACGAGGCCCAAGCCGCUGGCCGUGAAGAAGGCCAAGUGGCACCUGGGCAUCCGCAGCCAGAGCAAACCCUAUGACAUCAUGGCGGAGGUGUACCGGGCCAUGAAGCAGCUCGAGUACGACUGGAAGGUAGUCAAUCCCUAUCACCUGCGAGUGCGACGGAAGAACCCGGUCACAGGGAACCUGGUGAAGAUGAGUUUACAGCUCUACCAAGUGGACAAUCGCAGCUAUCUGCUGGACUUUAAGAGCAUUGAUGAUGAUGUCACAGAGCAGAAGUCGGGCUCCUCCACUCCGCAGCGCUCCGGCUCAGCUGCAGGACUCCACCGGCCACGGCUCAGUAUCGACUCGGCCUCUCCUGCUGUGGAGGUGCCCCUGCUCAGCAGCUCACUGCCAGGCUCCUUCACGGGCUGCGUGCCACUGCUUGCCCCACGCCAGGGCAGCCACACCAUGGACUUCUUUGAGAUGUGUGCCAGUCUCAUCACCACACUGGCACGCUGAGCGUCCUGACUGGCUGGAGACCGCCUGGCACUAGGGGGCUAUUCCUGGAGUAGUAUCUGUGGUAAACCAAUCAGCCGCACCCCCCACCCCUUUCGUGUUCACUGAAUGCCAUAUAUAGCAAUACAUUGGCAUAUUACCCAGUGAGGUUGCAAUUCUAUUCAUUUAGUAUUUCUUGUUUCACAUAUAUAAAUGUGUGUGUGUGUGUGUGUGUGUGUGUGUGUGUGUGUGUGUGUGUAUGUGUAUGUAUGUAUGUAUGUAUAUUUAUAUAACUUACCAUACCCUCCUAACAUCACUAUUUAGAUUUCUCACCAGAAAUGAAAUAUACACAAGGAAAAAAGUUUUUUUUUUACUUUUAACAUGUUUUAUAAGUGCUUUAUGUAAGUAUACUUUCAGGCCCAUAUCUUGUGUGGUGCAGUAAUCUGUAUUUAUAGCGCCUUGCCCUAUAUGGUCAGUAGGGAAGCCCAGUCAGCCAACACAGGUUGGCUGAGCACCGCCGGCGCGCCCAUUUCCCAUGAUGCACCCCAGCUCCCACAGCUUGCCAUUAUCAGCAGCAGUUAAACCAGAACAGUGCGACUGGGACCUGGUGAACGACUCCUACCUUGAUGAAUCGGUCCGGUCCGGUUGCAUGGUCAGAAUCACAUUUUGUCAGACGUCCCCGUUCACAAAUCUGUCAUUUAACCGGUUGGCUCGUUUCCGGAUGCAGUGACAGCAUCUAAAGAAGCUUCGCGCAAAGCAUGCGGACAGGUGCCGUGGAUGCGCCCUGCAGUGAUCCCGAUGCUCCAUGUCAGCUGAGGUGGUUCUGCGGCAGAGUAGUAAAGCGCUGGACGUAAGGCGUAAUCUGCAAAAGCUCUGCAGAAGUGCGACCAGCUCGGGCUGAUAACAUUCUGCAGCAUCGGCUGGAGCAGAUGAGCAGCUAAUCUCCUAUAACCAGUCUCAUUUAAGGUGAGGAGCGGAAAAAUCCCCGGAGAAUGGCCACUCCCACCCUCCAAGCCGUGGUGGGGGGGGGGGAGGGGGGUGCAGAGCUGAAAUGAGCUUUGGGAUGGGAGGCGGUGCAUUCGGCCCACCGCUGCUAGACUGUCCCCGUACAGGCUGAGAUAGACUCCUGCCAAUGUAAAGACCACAGAAGUGUCUGUAAAGCCGGAUAAGCAGCAUGUUUCAAAGCAGCACAAAGUGCACAUUCUGUAUAUCAGUACAUUACAAGGAAGGAGGUACAAAUAAGUAUAUAUCGUCAUUUCAAGGAUUUCGCUGGAGACAGGUGCUGUGAAAAGGUUGUUGUUAGUCUGUAAAUAAUAUUUAAACUGUAUGGUGUAUUUGCUAAAAUUGGGAAUCGCUGCCAACAUCCGGUUGGUGUUGUGGUUUGCGGUGUUAGCAAGUAGCAUUGGAAACAGCUGAGGUAACGCAUCACCUUUAUGUAAGACCACAGAAACAUCUUCGCUGUUGCCUUAACACAUGUUUUUUUUAUUAUUUUUUUAUUGAACUACUGCGGUGGGAAGUAUUUUAUGUUAGAACUGUGUAUUAGUGCAAUAUUUCACACGACCUCACUCUUCGGAAGUUACUGUGAAUCAGGCUGAGAUGCCGGAUGGGCGGCGGCCACGCAGCAGUGGAGUUUCGGUGCCAACGUGGUUGCUGGUGCUAUAACCAAACCGUAGAAAUGAGGAACGGAGCAGCUCUGUGGCCAGUGAAAGGUUAAUUUUCUCUUCCUUACAUCUUUGGGGGAAAAAGCCUUGGAGGCAUCACUGGCUGUAUCGAAGAGGCAGUCAGGAGAUCCCAGCUGCAAAAAAAAAAAGAGCGGGACAGGCGAUCACUCAUCCGUGCGUCAGUGCCUGCCGUCUCCUUUAAUGGCUGCUUGCAGGACAUAGACAGACCGGUUGUCCCUGCUUGAGCUCUGUGUGUUUCUCUGGUACCACUUCAUGUGUUUCUUGUGUAUGCAGUGGUGGAUUUUCAUCCUGGCUGACUGUGAGUUUCGGACGGGCCGUGCAUUCUCGGGGCUCUGUCUUGCGGUCUUCUUACACCUUGUUCUCCACGUCUACGCUAAACGCUCCCGCUGCGUCGUCUUGCCGUUUGGUUUUCCCCCGCUCCUCAUGCAGGACCCGUGACGUACUCUGUGACUUGACUUGCUUAUCGUGUCUCAUGGGAGUGUGUGAAUGGGCUUUGUGUGUCGUGGUAAACUGUAAAAAAAAAAAUAAAAUAAAAAUAAUGCAACCUCGGCAUGCACAAAACCGAAUGUGAGAUCUUACUGCAGUGCGUCGGAAUGAAUUGUGCCACCUGCUGCUGAAAAAAUGCAAUUACACUUAAUUACAAUACAAUAACAUGAUUACAGGUUACAUUCACUUUAGGUAUUAAAAGGAAAAAUAACACAAAUGAUAUAUACAAAAAAAAUGAACGAAAUAACUGAGCUGUAUGUUUGUGAACGAUAUAGAGUGUUUUCUGCUAAUUCACUUCCUGAAAACUAUUUCUAGGUAUUCUGUGGAUCCUUACUUGACAUUCUGUUAUCUAACUCUGUAUUUGUGAAUAGGAGGUUGUGGGUCCCUUAUUCAUAAACCGUGUGUUUGGGUCUGAGGAAUGCGUACUUUAAAGUCGCACGGUGAAGACACUUGUGUCCAGAAAACAUGUUUCUAUUGGAUCUGCUGUGUGGAAUUCAGCUGUACAAUCUGCAGUGAGUUCACGAUAAAAGGUGCUGGAGUGCAGUUCCCAAAAGUUUUGUGACAUUAAGUACUUUAUUGUACCAAAAAUAUUUAGUUGAUCAGCGAGUGUUUCUCAAAACCCUUUGUAACAACUAAAGUAGUUCAUAAAACUCAUUUGUAAAUUUAACUAGUGAACUGACCGACUUAUUUUAAUGAAGUCGUACUUCAUUUUAGUUUUUUCCUGCUAUUCUGUCAGAGAGAUAAAGGUCGCCGUAAAUAGAUCAAGGAAAAAUACACACUGGUGAUCUUUUUUGGACAACGUAGUAAUAAUAAUAUUUGGUCAAGGUUGCAAUAUAAAAUUGUAAUGUAGGUUAUAAAAUAUAGCAGAAAAGGCUCUUUGAAGUUGUUACAGCUGCAUGUAACACCGGUCUGUACCAGGGUUGUGCAUCAUUCAGAACUAAAUUGAGAAUAACCCCUGAAAUUUUAAUUCAUGAAUUUCUGCAGUGGGAAACUGGAUGCAGAAUUGCAAUUUGAAUUGAAGGAAGCAGAAUUAAGGGAAUUGAAUGCACAUAAAUUCAUAUAAAUUAUGCGUAUGCAGCUUUUAACAAUAUUUCAAUGCGAGUUACACAAGCAUGUUAAAAUGCACAGCAUAUAAUGUAUCGUUGCAGUAAAAAUGGUAUUCGGUAUGAAGGAAUGCAACAUUAGAAGAGCUUAUUUAAGUAAUUUCGUGUACCAUCAUGAAAGAGCACUUCAUACGGUAAUACAAGUGUCCUCCAUCUGACAACAGACAGCUACUCACAUGAAAAGCUACUAAAGUUCUGCCAUGCAUGAAUGGUUAAAUCUGAAAAAACAAAAAAUAUUUGCCCAUGGAAAAUUACUUGGUAAACCAGCAUAAACCAAAAGUAUAUUACAAUUCAAUAGGCUAAAAGUUAUAUAUAAUUUAAGAAGUUAUACAUAAUUAAACAAGUUACCCACUGAUGCCUAUAUAAACUUAGUAUAUACAGUACAUCUACCCUCUAGGAAGUAAAUCUAGUAUAUAAUUAUUUUCAUUUUGCAAUAUUAAGUCAUAUGUGAUUUCAUUGAAUUUCUUUGAAGUGAAAUGAAUGAAAUUUUUCUUCCUGUCAUUAAGUCAAUUCAAGUCAGGUAGGUUUAUUUGUCAUUUUAGCCAUAUACACAGUAUAUAGUGAAACGAAACAUUGUUUUUUCAGGGCCAAGGUGCACAAAAAUGGACAGAAACACAGCACUACAACUGCAAUAUACAGGACAAGUGCACAGUGCAGUCGACAGUAGUAGCCGUGAUGGUCUGAGAUGAAUGCUUGAAUCAAUUAUUUAUUGCAGAAACAGUAUUUAUGACUUGUACUGUAUUUUAGCAGCAAAAAGAUGGCAAUAAAUGAUAAAUAAAUGUGCGAAUACAUUAAACUGUAUGUGAAAUUAUUUGUAAUUCAGUUUUGAUUCAAGAGUCUGACAGCCUGAGGGAAGAAGUAGAGGUUGGUAUGUUGCGGAACCUUUGGCCAGACGGAAGGAGGGAAACGAGGGUGUGUGUGUGAGGGUGGGGGGGUGUGGAAUCAUUCACACAUUCUAAUUCACUUUACAAUUCAGCAUCCCAGAGGUUGUAGCCAGUUCAAAUUCUGAUUCGUGAAUGGAAUGGGACAGAAUUAAUAAAUUAUACAUUUUGCACGAUCCUGGUACAUCAUGAGCUAACCUGUCAAACUUGCUGUGUAUUCAGUCACAUCCUUUAAAUUGAGAAGCUGAAUCGCCACUUACUAUACGCAACGACAAUGGCUGCUGUCCACAGAAUUUUGUAAACUGUCUGAAUGCUGUUUUGUGAAUGGGCAUGGACCCCCUUUGAUCAUCUCAGUAAUAAACAACUCAUAGAGGAAAAGCAGACUGUCCUGGGAUGAAAUAGUGAGUCUUCAUGGUCUGCAGCAAGAUGAAUUGAAAAGAGGAAGACGCCAAAAUGUCGUCGUUCCUCCCAGCGUGCAGCUUCUGAUGACUCUGUUCUCUGCUUCUAUACCACUGGAUUCCUGCAGACCACUGUUGAUGCGUGUGGCCAAAUCUGUGCAUGCAGUGACCAGGUUACUAUUGCACCAUGCAUGCAACAACACGAUUCUAACGCCUUCACAAGUUCUCGAGGGUCUAAGAUUUUUCCCCGAAUGCUGCUGUGCUGCACAACAUCGCAGUAAUUAUUAAAUUAUUAAAAUGUGUUUUCUCAUGUGUUUGCUGGAGAGGAGCCAGCUAAGAACUAUAAGUUCAUUGGUUAAAGCUUUUGGGAAACAUUCGCAAAACUCCCUUCUUUACCUACGUUGUUAGCUUGUGUGUUAUUUACUAAGAUCGAUCAUUAUUGGGAGAUGCACCUCUGACUGGUCACAUGUCUGAUGUGUUAGUCAGUGUUCCUCUGGGAUUUUGGUUUUGCUUGUUCUGAAUGGUCCUGUCAGUAGCAGUGUCAUCUCACACCCCUGGUUAUGGGUUCAGAUCCCGCCUCCUCUCCAAGUGUGUAGCUUGUAUUGUGUUGUCAGACUGUCCUCUCGCUGUUUGGUUAACUGGCAUCUCUAAGCAGCUCAUUGUGUGAGCCUUGUCCGGCAUCCCAGCCCCCCCCCCCCCCCCCCAAUCUGGUAUGAAGGGUUGGAAGAUGGAUGGAUUUUAUGUGGACUGCACUGCAUGGUGUUGCUGUUCUGAUUUGCACUUUAUUCAAUAUUCGUUGUUAUAUUUUUGUGACAUUAUGAAUUAAGCCAAAUGCUGUUUUGGUGCAAAAUUAAAUGCUAUUAAUUAUAUAUA
Molecule: messenger RNA, 7425 nt
Organism: Brienomyrus brachyistius
Lineage: Eukaryota; Metazoa; Chordata; Actinopteri; Osteoglossiformes; Mormyridae
Gene: prkaa2
Product: protein kinase, AMP-activated, alpha 2 catalytic subunit
Exons: 9
Coding region: 386-2026 (546 amino acids)
Biological process (GO): protein phosphorylation; intracellular signal transduction
Cellular component (GO): cytoplasm
Molecular function (GO): protein serine/threonine kinase activity; ATP binding
Source: RefSeq, a predicted model, not a curated record